GGCUCCCGGCGCAAAAACUGCGUUCGGUACGGUCCUGUCACAUCUAACGCCCUAUCGGGUGCGCUGCGGCCCUCACGGAAGAAGAGGGUGAAGGGGAUCGACGGAGCAGCAGUUUGGACGAGGAAAAACUCGAUGCCUAUAUAUUUAAUAACUGAUUAAGCAAGCAAUAUAUGCCAUUUCCGGUACAUUCGCUUAUACAAUUCAUAAGCGCAUUUUUCCGCUUAAUGCCGCGAUGAACAACAGCUCGCGGAUCCUGGUGAAUGUCACCGACGGCGCCUCGUCCGUCUUCGCCGAGUAUCAGACCGCCUUCGUCGCCUUCAUGGCGGUGACCUUGGUCAUCUGCGUAGCCGGCAGCCUGCUCUUCCUGCUCCCGAUGGCGGUGGUGCUGCGACAGCGCCGGCUCUUCCGCAGCUCGCGCCUCCUCAUCGCCAACCAAUCUUUCAUGGAAUUCCAGCUGCUGGUCGUCCACCUCCCGCUGGCCGUCCUCGGCACGUACCUGGCCGAGACACGCAACAGCGCCCUCUUCUACAACGACCGUUUCUGCACCGUCCAGUUAUUUAUCAACCUCUCCACGGUGGUGGCUAGUUUAUGGGGCCUGUUCAUCCUGGCGGUGAACCGCUACAUCGCCGUGACCUUUAUCAACCCGGAGCGCUACCGCCGCUGGACGUCCAGCGGCGUCCAGCUGCUCCAGAUCGCCUUCGUCUGGAUCGUCGGUUUCAGCUGCCAUUUGUACUUCUUGGCCGUGCCCCUCGGAGGCGCCGCCACCGCCGGCCGCUUCCCCUUCAAGGGGUGUAUCGUGCGCAGCGGGACGGCGCUGCUGUUGAAGCAGAUCUUUGGACACUACCUCCCGGUGGGGCUCACGGCGCUGACGUACCUGCUCUUGAUGAUGCGCUUCCUGUGGGCGCGCCACCAGCGCCGCGUUCAUCCCGACACCGCCGGCGUGAAGGAACGCGAGGGCCGCGCCUUCCAGCGGCGCGUGCUGCUGUGGAAGAUCUUUCUAUUGGCCGCCGCGGUGCACUGCGUGACCUUUCUGCUGCAGCCGGUAGCUGUUUUUCUCUUCCCGUAUUCCAGCCGGCAUCCUAUCGUCUCGCUGUGGACGCGGAUCGUCUUCAACCUCGGUCAACUGUCCACGCCGAUUAUGCUGAUAGCGUUAAGUAAAGAUUGUCGGGCGGGGAUCGCGGAGGUGUGUCAAUGCAGCGCUAAUAUCCGGCGGAAGCGGCGGGAGACGGCCUUCUCCAUGCGAUCCACGGAGCGGUCCCGCGGGAAUACGCUGACCAAGAACACCGAUUCCUGGCCCACAGCACGGCGCAGCGUCACACGCCAUUAACGCAGCCACCUUCCCGCAAAAGCGCCUCACACCUUAAUGGCGCUGGCGGAGACAUUUUCUACCUAUCAAAUUGUUGCCCGUUUCUGACUUACGCUGCUAGUGCCGCUUAGAAUCACCGACAUGGUUAACGAUCCACAAUAAUUGCGCACUGCCACCCUGACCGGCUCUAGUACUAGACGUCAUUCAGCGCCGGUUUAGAUCGGCAACAGUUUGUCAAAUCGAACCGGUAUUAAACACGAUAUACGUGAUCGAUUCACAAUAAUUAGCAUAGUUAUAGCAUAAUCCCAGCCUAGCUAGCGCUCUUCUUCGGAGAUCCCUUGGAAAUUUGCAGUAUCGGAUCGGCCUUGUCGUACGUUUCAAACGUACGUAUAAUUACAUGGGUUUCCGCUGCGAUCAUACUGCAGUAUGAUUAUGAUGGCA
Messenger RNA from Paramacrobiotus metropolitanus, 1747 nucleotides. RefSeq lists its product as uncharacterized. Gene Ontology annotation, cellular component: membrane. Gene Ontology annotation, molecular function: G protein-coupled receptor activity. The coding region runs from base 233 to 1327 and encodes 364 amino acids. Gene Ontology annotation, biological process: G protein-coupled receptor signaling pathway. Lineage: Eukaryota; Metazoa; Tardigrada; Eutardigrada; Parachela; Macrobiotidae. The record is from RefSeq and is a predicted model, not a curated record. The transcript is spliced from 3 exons.